UCGCUCAACCUGAUCAAGUACUGGAAGGGGCAGCACGUCAUCUCCGUCUCGCCAAAGAUUGUCGACGAGCACCUCAAGCUCCACCCGCCCGGCACCUCUUUGCGCUGCGACCCGUCCAAGCUCACCUGGCAGCCGCCCGCCGAAGACGCCCUCGACAAGUGA
This is a messenger RNA of Emiliania huxleyi CCMP1516, 162 nucleotides long. RefSeq lists its product as hypothetical. The record is from RefSeq and is a predicted model, not a curated record. NCBI's taxonomy places the organism in Eukaryota, Haptophyta, Isochrysidales, Noelaerhabdaceae. The annotation marks the transcript as partial. The transcript has a single exon.